This is a messenger RNA of Botrytis porri, 954 nucleotides long. RefSeq lists its product as uncharacterized. The record is from RefSeq and is a predicted model, not a curated record. Gene Ontology annotation, molecular function: iron ion binding; inositol oxygenase activity. Gene Ontology annotation, cellular component: cytoplasm. The transcript is spliced from 5 exons. Gene Ontology annotation, biological process: inositol catabolic process. Lineage: Eukaryota; Fungi; Ascomycota; Leotiomycetes; Helotiales; Sclerotiniaceae. Bases 1 to 954 code for a protein of 317 amino acids.
AUGUCUUCAGUAGUUUCAGCCAGGGAACAAGAGGUUAAGUCUUCAUUCGCACCAGCAGAGGAGCAACAUACUAUCCCAUUUCAAAAUGGAGUAGAUAUACAAGCAAUGGAGAAGACCUCCGACAAAAUCGACGAGCUCAACGUUAUCAAAGCCGAUAUGAAAAAGCCUGGCGCUGAGAAAGAUAAGACGCUAUUUCGACGAUAUGAUGAGUCGAAAGACCAUGUUAAACAAUUUUACACAGAACAACAUCAAAAACAAACUGUGGAAUACAAUAUCACAACUCGUCAAGAAUUUGCCAACAGAGACCGGUGGGAAAUGGAUGUCAUGGACGGUGCACUGCUUCUCGAUAAAUUUGUCGACCAAUCAGAUCCUGAUACUGAGGUCGGUCAACUAGAGCACCUUUUUCAGACAUCCGAAGCAGUAAGACUGGCUGGACGGCCCGAUUGGAUGAUUGUUACUGGGUUUGUUCAUGACCUGGGCAAACUAUGGUGCCUCAUGGGGGGUCAAGGACAGUGGGAUACUGUCGGAGAUACCUUCAUAGUAGGCGCCGAGUACUCGAAGGGUAUCGAACUCUAUGAGAGUCUCAAAGAUAAUCCAGACUUCAAUGAUCCUCGCUACAAUACCAAAUACGGCAUUUAUUCUCCAGGUUGUGGAUUAGACAAUGUCAUGAUGUCAUGGGGUCAUGAUGAAGUUCUUUACCAGAUUCUCAAAGACCAAUCUACACUCCCACCUGAGGCUUUGGCAAUGAUCCGUUAUCACUCGUUCUACCCAUGGCAUCCAAGAGUGAUAGCCCUCCCGAUGUUGAGAAGCUCAUUCCAAUGUACAGGAAAAUGCUGGCCAAGUAUUUUCCUGCCAAGGUCAACUUUGGAAGACUUCGAAAUCGACCAACGAGCAGCGGCAGCAGCAGCGGCAGCAACAGUAGUUGAGCGAGAACGCUUAAGCUAUGUUACUUAG